Messenger RNA from Amyelois transitella, 3768 nucleotides. RefSeq names its product serine/threonine-protein phosphatase 4 catalytic subunit (gene Pp4-19C). Gene Ontology annotation, cellular component: cytoplasm; nucleus. The transcript is spliced from 7 exons. The coding region runs from base 158 to 1081 and encodes 307 amino acids. Gene Ontology annotation, molecular function: protein serine/threonine phosphatase activity. Lineage: Eukaryota; Metazoa; Arthropoda; Insecta; Lepidoptera; Pyralidae. Gene Ontology annotation, biological process: double-strand break repair via homologous recombination; peptidyl-serine dephosphorylation. The record is from RefSeq and is a predicted model, not a curated record.
AAAUUUCGAGUUGGUCACACUGGCGUCUGUGUUAGUUAAUGGCGGACUGGUUGUGAUUGUGAUUGUUUGUGAAGAAAAUUAGGCUGUCUCGCUAAAACCCAAAUAAAUAUUGUUUAUUUAUUAAUUAUCUAUUUACCGUUGUUAUUAGUUUCAUACGAUGUCGGACACGAGCGACUUGGAUCGCCAGAUAGAACAGUUGAAGAGAUGCGAAAUAAUAAUGGAGGCAGAGGUUAAAGCGCUCUGCGCGAAAGCCAGGGAAAUCCUUGUCGAAGAAAGCAACGUUCAACGUGUGGAUUCACCCGUUACGGUCUGCGGAGAUAUACAUGGCCAGUUUUAUGAUCUGAAGGAGUUGUUCAAAGUGGGUGGUGAUGUUCCUGAAACCAAUUAUUUAUUUAUGGGUGACUUUGUCGAUAGAGGGUUUUAUUCUGUAGAAACAUUUUUAUUACUACUUGCUUUAAAGGUACGAUAUCCUGAUCGCAUCACACUUAUUCGUGGCAACCAUGAAUCCAGACAGAUCACACAAGUAUACGGUUUCUACGACGAGUGCUUACGGAAAUAUGGUUCAAUUACUGUUUGGAGAUAUUGCACAGAGAUAUUCGACUACCUAUCACUGUCAGCCAUCAUCGACGGGCGGAUAUUCUGCGUUCACGGUGGACUCAGCCCGUCCAUACAGACCUUGGAUCAGAUCCGCACUAUAGACCGCAAACAGGAGGUUCCACAUGACGGACCAAUGUGUGAUUUGCUGUGGAGCGACCCGGAAGACACACAAGGCUGGGGCGUAUCGCCUCGAGGCGCAGGCUACCUUUUCGGUUCUGAUGUAGUGGCUCAGUUCAACGUUUCCAACGAUAUUGACAUGAUCUGUCGCGCCCACCAGCUCGUCAUGGAAGGGUACAAGUGGCACUUCAACGAGACUGUUCUUACUGUGUGGUCAGCUCCUAACUACUGUUAUAGAUGCGGCAAUGUAGCAGCAAUAUUAGAACUAAACGAGAAUCUGCAACGAGAGUUCACAAUAUUCGAAGCGGCCCCACAAGAAUCCCGAGGAGUGCCCUCAAAGAAACCCCAAGCGGACUACUUUUUAUAAUGUUCCAUACAAUAGACAAUUUGAAAAAGAAUCGACGCGUUCUAGUAUUACAGAUUUUUAACGUAGUGACAAAACAUUUCGAUUUAGUACUGGCCGAUUAACCAAAAAAAUUCUGAUUGAAGUUCCAUUUUCAAAAGGUGAAAUGGUAAUGGCCAGUUAUGUUGACCAAUGACAAAAAGCCGUCAUUUCAAUGUGGGAAUAUUUUAUUGUGAUUUUAAGACUGGUAAGUGUAGCAAGUUUGAAUGUGUUUAUUGUACAAUUUUUUUGUGUGUUUCUCAACAAGUUGGGCAAAAAUGUGACCAAUUUUGAGCGGCGAGAUUGUAUUUAGUGUUGUUGGUUUAAUGGUCAACAGAAAGUGAUAAUGCUAUUAAUUUCGCCUCUCCCAUUCUUCUGAAGACAUGUUUUAUAGUGUGUCAGUGGAGCCUUGCAAACACCUGUACGAAGUUGAUUAGGGUGUUGAGUUUUCUUAAUUCUGAGUUACAUAGAAUUUAAAUUUGUAUUCAAUUAGGGUCAAACCCAAUAUAUAAUCAUUGUCCAAUUUCAUUGUAAAAUAAUUAAGUCUACUAUAUUGAGCGAUAUACUAAAGGUUUUUGAGAGUCUUGGAGUGUGGUCAUUUUUCUCAUCUUUACUUAAAAUAAAUAUAGGAUUUUUGUUUUAAGUUAUUUUACCUUGUUCAAUAUUUCUUAAAGGGUAUUGUUUUGACACACCAAAUUUUUUGCAUUGACUUUUUUUAAAGUUAAUAUGAUGUUCCUUGUGGUUAAUUUAUUUCUAAAUUAGGGUUGGAACAAUUCCCUUUUUCACAAGUUCAAUAUAAAUCUAAUUUGAUAUGUUGUAAAAUACUAAAUAUUCCUAAGCUUGGUAUUGAUUUAAUUUUUGGGUUAUGAAGAUUAGACAAUGGUUUCCCUGUGUGAACCAGUACCAAUGUCAGGCUCUGAAGUAACUCUGUUAAUGAUGCAACCAGGAAUACACUAUGAUAAUUCUUAUAAAUAAUGUAAUUUAGUGGAAAGAUGUAGUCUCUGCCUAGCCUUCCGAUAAGAGGCGUGGUUGUAUGUAAUGUAAUUUAGAACAAGAUAGAUUGUAUAAUUUAUGUGUUUUGUAAAAUUUGAGAUUAAGCAAACUUUCUUUCCUCUUAUAUGACAGUUAAUCUCCUAAAAGAUUAUUGAACUUAGAUUAAUAGUAAUAUCAAAAUUAUUAAUGUAUCUUGAUACUUUCUGAAUAAUGAUCAAAAUGCUCUAGACCAAAAACGUGUUGAAUUAAUAUAGGCAUUCUUAAUAACUCAGUAAGUAGUUUUAGAAAGUUAAAAACAAUAAUGCUAAUUUACUUGUCUGAAUUUUUUAAAUUAGUGAAUCGUUAAUCGGACAUCUUUAAUUAGUGAAAUAAAACAAGUGCUUUACUUAUAUCACUGCCUGACCACUCUCUUAGGCGCUGUUAUAUGUGGUAUAGUUUUUAACAAAUAUGUAGGCCCUGUUUAUUGCAAUGAUGAAGUAAGCCCUAAAAAUUAGUCGUAAGUGUUAGUGUGAAAAUAAAUGUCAUCUUACAAUAUAAUUGUGUAAGAUUUCUAGUAGAGUUUUAAGUUGAAAUGAUUAACUAGACACAGAUGUGGCAUGAUAACAAUAUUUGUCUGUCAAAACUAUACCACAUAUCGUUUUUGUAUUGUUUAUGCUGAUAUUUCUGAUCGUAUGUUAAGACUUGACAAGAAAACAUGUGACACAAAGAACAAUGAGUAGAUUAUGGACAUUUUCAAUAGUAAUAAUUAUUACAUACAAAUAUGGUCAUCUGAACACUGCCGUAGUGUAAAAUAAAUAAAGAAUAGUGUUGAACCAUUAUUUUGUGUUAGCAUUUAAAAUCAUGUACCUAAGGUCAAAACAAAAAGAGUUUUGCUUUUUUUUGAUGUCGUCUGGUAAAUUCGUGUGCCACAUAUGACUUCAGUAAGUGCCCUGAACGUAAUUUGAUCUAUGUACUACACCUGCAUCCCAUGCUUGUACAUCUUUUACAACUUUUGUAGGUGACUACAGUACAGCCACCAGAAGGGAGACCUACCUUAAGGGGUUUCUCUGCAGUUGAGUACACAUAAAUUUUUGGGUCGAAUUACAACGUACAUUCUGCAUUAAAAAUGAUACAUGACGGACAUUCUGCAAUGCCGUCCUUGUCCUAUCGAUAGUGAAGGACGAAUAAUGUAAUUUUUGGUUGGAUUUGUCGCACACUAAUUUGCUAAAUUAUAAUUGCAUUUUUGAUUGUGUAUAUAAAAAAAAAGUAUUGGCCUAUUUGAUAAGUCAGCACUAUAAUUCUAAACUGUUCAAAAAGUAGUGUUAAAUAAGUGUUCAUUAUAGAUAAAUUUAAUAAUUGCUGGAUAAUCAAGAUGGUGGAUUAAUUUUUCUGUAAAUUGACAGAAAACAAUGAUCAAAAUGUACACAUUUUGAUCUCAUUCAUCUUUUUUGUUUUCUAUGAUAAGAAAUUCAUUUCUCUGAAAUUCAUGAAGUUCAAGACUUGCGCAUAACUAUAUUUUGGACAAUGAAUCUGAAUUUUGCCUAUUAACCUUAUAUCUCACCUCGUUGUUUGAACUAUUCCUCAAUGAAGUAAAUGUAAACUAAAUAUUUAUGUGAAGGAUUACUUCAAAAAAUGUUGACCAUUUUGUAUUCCUACUUUCUUUUUUUUAUACAAUUAUUAAAAUGAAAUGCCAUUGUCAA